Molecule: messenger RNA, 5640 nt
Organism: Linum trigynum
Lineage: Eukaryota; Viridiplantae; Streptophyta; Magnoliopsida; Malpighiales; Linaceae
Source: the annotation of a GenBank genome assembly
AUGUCCGUCCCUCCUUUGGAGUGUCUGUAUAUUACAGAAGACCAUCUUCGGGAAUGGAAAAGUGGCAAUACAAACUAUCGUGUUGCUGACCCUGUGCCCAUGCUUCGAUUCCUCUACGAGCUCAGCUGGACUAUGGUUCGGGGAGAACUCCCUUUUCAGAAGUGCAAACUGGCAUUGGAUUCAGUGGUGUUUGCAGAUUCGCCGUCAAAGGGCGAGUUGAGCUCUACCUUUGCUGAUAUAAUUACCCAAAUGGCUUUAGACCUUACAAUGCCUGGAGAUUACCGCGCACGUCUCAUAAAGUUGGCGAAGUGGUUGGUCGAAUCUGCGCUGGUUCCGUUGAGGCUGCUACAGGAGCGAUGUGAGGAGGAGUUUUUGUGGGAGGGAGAAAUGAUAAAGAUAAAGGCUCAAGAUUUGAAGGGCAAGGAGGUCAGAGUUAACACUCGUCUCCUUUACCAGCAAACAAAGUUCAAUCUGCUUCGAGAAGAGAGUGAGGGCUAUGCCAAACUGGUUACUCUUCUUUGUCGGGGAUCAGAAGAUACAACUGUAAAUGCAUCAGCCGCUACAAUAGGAAUCAUUAAGUCAUUAAUUGGCCAUUUUGAUUUGGACCCAAAUCGUGUUUUUGAUGUUGUUUUAGAGUGUUUCGAACUUCAGCCUGACAACAGAGUCUUCUUAGAACUAAUUCCCAUCUUCCCUAAGUCUCAUGCGUCACAGAUUCUUGGUUUUAAGUUUCAAUAUUAUCAAAGGAUGGAAAUACACAAUGCUGUACCCUUUGGGCUCUAUCAGCUAACAGCUUUGCUGGUGAAGAAGGACUUCAUUGAUCUAGACAGCAUAUAUGCUCAUUUGCUUCCCAGGGACGAUGAGGCCAUAGAGCAUUAUCAUGCAUUUUCCUCCAGGCGAUUAGAUGAGGCCAACAAGAUAGGGAAGAUAAAUUUGGCUGCCACGGGGAAGGAUCUUAUGGAUGAAGAGAAGCCAGGAGAUGUGACUAUUGAUCUUUUUGCUGCCUCAGAUAUGGAAAGUGAGGCAGUGGCCGAGCGAUCUGCUGAACUGGAAAAAAGUCAAACUUUGGGCCUACUUGGUGGUUUCCUUUCAGUCGAUGACUGGUAUCAUGCCCAGAUGUUGUUCGAUCGCCUUUUUGUGCUUAAUCCUGUGGCACAUGUUCAAAUAUGUUAUGGUUUGUUCAGGCUCAUUGAAAAGGCAAUCUCUUCAGCAUAUGACAUUGUUCGCCAGUCACAUUUUCAAUUGUCCGAGUCUCCUACAGUGGUUGGGGUUGAUGUUAUGGAUGCAAGUGCUCAUAAGAGAUGCUCAGUUUCUCUUCCGAAGGAACUCUUCCAGAUGCUGGCUGCUGUUGGACCUUACCUUCAUCGCGAUACAAUAUUGCUCCAGAAGGUGUGUAGAGUUUUAAGAAUAUAUUACUUGUCAACUCUUGAACAUGCAACCGACGGUGAUGGAGCUGCACAUUCUCAGCCUACAUCUGGAAAUCAAGCCUGUCGCCAGCUCCUAAGGGAUGCUAGGUCAAGAAUUGAGGAAGCUUUAGGAUCAUGUUUGCUUCCUUCAUUACAGUUGAUUCCUGCAAAUCCAGCAGUUGGGCAGGAGAUUUGGGAAGUUAUGAGUCUCCUUCCAUACGAGGUACGUUAUCGGUUAUAUGGCGAAUGGGAAAAAGACGAUGAGAGGAAUCCGAUGGUUUUGGCCGCAAGGCAAACAGCUAAGUUGGAUACUAGAAGGAUCUUGAAAAGACUUGCAAAGGAAAAUUUGAAACAGCUGGGCAGGAUGGUUGCCAAACUUGCACAUGCAAAUCCCAUGACUGUUCUUCGGACUAUUGUUCAUCAGAUUGAGGCGUACAAAGAUAUGAUUACUCCAGUUGUAGAUGCUUUCAAGUAUCUGACACAGCUUGAGUAUGACAUCUUGGAAUAUGUGGUGAUCGAGCGCUUGGCUCAGGGUGGUCGGGAUAAGCUAAAAGAUGACGGCCUUAAUUUGUCGGACUGGCUCCAGUCGUUGGCGUCAUUCUGGGGUCACCUGUGCAAGAAGUAUCCAUCAAUGGAGCUAAGGGGUCUUUUCCAGUACCUUGUGAACCAAUUGAAAAAAGGCCAAGGAAUUGAGCUUGUACUUCUCCAGGAGCUCAUUCAGCAAAUGGCAAACGUCCAGUACACCGAGAAUCUGACAGAGGAACAGUUAGAUGCCAUGGCAGGGAGUGAAACUCUUCGUUUUCAGGCUACUUCUUUUGGGGUAGCACGAAAUAAUAAGGCGUUAAUCAAAUCUACUAACAGACUCCGCGAUUCAUUGCUUGCAAAGGACGAACCAAAGCUGGCCAUCCCCCUUCUGUUGCUUAUCGCUCAACACCGUUCAGUAGUUGUCAUAAAUGCAGAUGCACCAUACAUUAAAAUGGUUUGCGAGCAAUUUGAUAGAUGCCAUGGAACUCUUCUUCAAUUUGUGGAAUUCCUAGGCAGUGCAGUGACCCCAGCCACUGCUUAUGCAAGAAUGAUUCCUUCUCUAGAUGAUCUUAUUCACCAGUACCAUCUCGAUCCCGAGGUUGCUUUUCUGAUAUACCGCCCAGUAAUGAGGCUCUUCGGGUGUGAGGGGAGUUCUGAUGUUUUUUGGCCUUUAAGCAACAAUGGAACUGCCCGUGCUGCAAGUGCUGAUAUGGAGGCUGAACCAACUGAAUAUUCUGCAAAAUUGACUCUCGAUCUUGGGUCUUCUAAGAAACCUAUAAUGUGGUCAGAUUUGCUUGAAACUGUGAAGACCAUGUUACCUUCGAGGGCUUGGAACAGCCUCUCUCCAGAUCUUUAUGCAACCUUCUGGGGGCUAACCCUUUAUGAUCUUUAUGUUCCUAGAAGUCGUUAUGAGUCAGAAAUUUCGAAGCUGUAUUCUUCUCUUAAGGCUUUGGAAGAGCUUUCUGAUAAUUCAAGCUCAGCUAUUGCCAAAAGGAAGAAAGACAAGGAGCGCAUUCAAGAAUCUCUAGAUCGUUUGACUAGUGAACUCCAAAAGCAUGAAGAAAAUGUUGCAUCUGUUCGCCGGAGGCUUACCCAUGAAAAGGACAAAUGGUUGAGUUCAUGCCCUGAUACUUUAAAAAUUAAUAUGGAAUUCCUUCAACGCUGUAUUUUUCCACGCUGCACUUUCAGCAUGCCUGAUGCUGUCUACUGUGCUGUGUUCGUACAUACUCUACAUUCCCUUGGGACACCGUUUUUCAAUACUGUAAACCACAUUGAUGUUCUCAUAUGCAAAACCUUGCAACCUAUGAUAUGUUGCUGUACUGAAUAUGAAGCUGGCAGACUUGGGCGUUUUUUGUACGAGACACUGAAGAUUGCUUACCACUGGAAGAGUGAUGAAUCUAUAUAUGAACGUGAGUGUGGAAACAUGCCAGGGUUUGCUGUUUAUUAUAGGUUUCCGAACAGCCAACGUGUUACAUAUGGCCAAUUCAUUAAGGUGCAUUGGAAAUGGAGUCAGAGAAUCUCACGACUGUUGAUACAGUGCCUAGAAUCAUUGGAGUACAUGGAAAUCAGGAAUGCUCUCAUUCUGUUGACAAAAAUCUCAAGCGUUUUCCCUGUGACCAAAAGGAGUGGAAUUAACAUUGAAAAGCGGGUAACAAGAAUAAAGAAUGAUGAAAGGGAGGAUCUUAAGGUUCUGGCUACUGGGGUUGCUGCUGCUUUGGCCUCUAGAAAGCCAUCAUGGGUUUCAGAUGAAGAGUUUGGCAUGGGAUAUCUUGACUUGAAGCCCCCAGCUGCAUCAAAAUCUCAAUCUGGGGCUGCAGCACCUAUGCACAGUAGUUCUGCAACUAAUGCUUCUCAAAAUGAAGUCAGCAGUGCGAAGGUGCGAAUCACUGGCACCCACCAUGGCGAUUUUGGAAUUUCAUCAAGGGAACAGAUAAGUAGAGGAAAAUCUUCAGAUGGGAGGCUGGACAAAAUGGAAAGUGGCUCGCACGUAAAAUCUGAUGCUGGGCAUCAGAAAUUAAAGUGUGUUUCUUCUGCUGAUGGAGCAGCAGAUGGUCAGUUAUCUGCACCAUUGGUCGCUGUUCAAGCUGGGUCGUCAAGGUCAGCCGAGAAUCAGAAACAAUUGGAGAAAUUGGGUAAUAGAGAAGUGGAUGAAUCAACUAUCAGGCUUGCUUCGAGGAGCUCUGUGGAGUCGGAGACAAAGACUUCUGCAAAACGAACAAUUUCUGCCGGAGUAGCUACCAAGACACUGAAGCAAGAUCCUACUAAGGAUGAGAGCAAAAUUGGAAAAUCUGUUGGCAGAAGUUCUACCAAUGAUAGAGAGGUUCCUGGUUCAGCAGUUGUUUCUUCAGCAGUUGCAUCAAACGGUAAUGCAAUUCCAUCAUCUGCUAAAGCAACUCCAUCUGCCAGAACAUCUGAUACUUAUCAUAAUAAUGACUUAAAGGCAGAUGCCGGAGUUCCCAAAUCUGCAGAUGCAUCUGAAAUAGCUGAGCAGAAGAUCCCGUUUCGGCUUGUUCAUUCUCCUAGGCAUGAGGCCUCUAUUUCUACUUCGAGGUCUAGUGAUAAGUUGCUAAAGCGAGCAAGUCCUGCCGAAGAACCGGACAGAUCAGGAAAACGUCGAAGAGGCGACACUGAGUCUAAGGAUUUGGAAGGUGAAGCUCGGGUUUCUGACUGGGAUAAGUCUACCGAUACUCGAUCAGUGGAACUUGAUAAGAUGGGGAAUGACGACCAGUCUUUGCAUAGAAUGACUGAGAAACCCUCAGAUAAAUGCAAAGAUAAGGGCAGCGAAAAUAAAUAUGAAAGAGACUUUCGAGAAAGAUUGGAUCGCCCAGACAAGUCUUCUUUGAGAGAUGAUAGUAUCCCUGAAAGGCCCCGAGAUAGGUCAAUGGAAAGAUAUAGAGAGAGAUCCACUGAGAGGGGCCAAGAAAGAGGUACUGACAGGGGGGGCCAUGAUAGAGUCCCAGAAAAAGUAAAAGAUGAAAGGAACAAAGAUGACAGAAAUAAAUUGCGCUAUAGUGAUUCAUCUACGGCUGAUAAAGCUCACGGCGAUGAUCGAUUUCGUGGUCAAAAUUUGCCUCCACCGCCACCCUUACCUCCGCAUGUGGUUCCCCAGUCGGUAGCUGCGGGUAGAAGGGAUGAUGACUCUUCUGAUAGAAGGUUUGGAGCUAGUACCAGACAUGGGCAGAGGCUUUCUCCAAGAAAUGAUGAGAAGGAACGAAGACGAUCAGAAGAGAAUUCUGUGGUCUCACAAGAUGAUGCAAAGCGUAGAAGAGAGGAUGAUUUUCGGGAGAGAAAGCGAGAAGACCGGGAUGGACUCAGUGUAAAGGUGGAGGAGAGAGAAAGAGAGAGAGAAAGGGAAAGAGAGAAGGCGAAUUUGUUGAAGGAGGAAACAGAUGCUGCUGCGACAUCUAAGAGGCGAAAGCUUAAAAGAGAGCAGUUGCCAGCCGGUGAAGUUGAUGAAUAUUCUCCAGUGGCCCCGCCACCACCUUCCCUUGGAAUGGGAAUAUCGUCUCAAUCAUAUGAUGGAAGGGACAGGGGAGAUCGCAAGACAGCCAUGAUCCAACGGGCAGGAUAUAUGGAAGAACCUCCUGCCAGAGUUCAUGGUAAAGAAGUGGUUAGCAAGGUGGCUCGUCGGGAUGUUGAUCCAAUGUACGAGCGAGAAUGGGAUGACGAAAAAAGGCAAAGAGCUGAACAGAAGCGGAGGCAUCGCAAGUAG